Messenger RNA from Musa acuminata AAA Group (dessert banana), 1234 nucleotides. Its product is annotated as probable inositol oxygenase. The transcript is spliced from 10 exons. Gene Ontology annotation, biological process: inositol catabolic process. NCBI's taxonomy places the organism in Eukaryota, Viridiplantae, Streptophyta, Magnoliopsida, Zingiberales, Musaceae. Bases 114 to 1046 code for a protein of 310 amino acids. Gene Ontology annotation, cellular component: cytoplasm. Gene Ontology annotation, molecular function: inositol oxygenase activity; iron ion binding. The record is from RefSeq and is a predicted model, not a curated record.
CAUCGCCCCCUCCCUUUAUAUGCCCUCUCUAUCUUGUCACCACCGCCAAAUACAAACAAUACCACAUCAUUCCCGUUGUUCUUGUUGUUGUUGUUUUCGAGUUGUGUGCGAAGAUGACUAUGGUCGUCGGAGACUCGAAGGAGAUGGGUUUGGGUGGUGGCUUUGUGGUGCCAGAUACAAACUCAUUUGGACAAACCUUCAGGGACUAUGAUGCUGCAUCCGAGAGGCAGAAGUCAGUGGAAGAGUUUUACCGAGCGAACCAUAUCCAUCAAACCUAUGAUUUUGUGAAGAAAAUGAGAGAGGAGUAUGGCAAGUUGGAUAGGGUGGAGAUGAGCAUCUGGGAGUGCAUCGAGCUGCUCAACGAGUUCGUCGACGAGAGCGAUCCCGAUCUCGACGAGCCACAGAUCGAACACCUGUUGCAGACCGCUGAAGCCAUCAGGAAGGACUACCCUGACGAGGAUUGGCUUCACUUGACCGGCCUGAUUCAUGAUCUCGGCAAGGUGCUUCUCCACCCAAGCUUUGGCCAACUCCCGCAGUGGGCUGUCGUCGGUGACACAUUCCCUGUUGGCUGUGCUUUUGAUGAAUCCAAUGUUCAUUUCAAGCAUUUCAAGGAAAACCCAGACUACGACAAUCCUAAAUACAACACCAAGCUUGGAGUUUAUUCUGAAGGAUGUGGAUUGGAGAAUGUACUCAUGUCGUUUGGCCAUGAUGACUACAUGUAUCUGGUGGCUAAGGAGAACAACACUACUCUUCCUUCAGCUGCUUUGUUCGCCAUCCGAUACCACUCUUUCUACCCUCUGCACAAGCAUGGAGCCUAUCAGUACCUACUGAAUAAGGAAGACAGAGAGAAUCUGAAGUGGCUACAUAUAUUCAACAAAUAUGACCUGUACAGCAAGAGCAAAGUCAGAAUCGAUGUGGAGGAAGUGAAGCCAUACUACCUUUCCCUCAUCGAAAAGGUCAAAGUCUUGGAUUUCUUCUUUUCUCUCUGCUCACCGCUGUUACUAAGUAGCUACAGUUCCUGCUGCAGUACUUCCCAGCUAAGCUGAAGUGGUGAGGUCCCCUUGAGCAUGAUCCACUCCAUGGUCAUCGACUCUGAGGAGUCGAGGAGUUCCCAUUUUCUUGGAUUCAUCAAUGGUCAUCUCACACCGAGCCCCUCAACCUUUCUGUAUCUAUCUCCAUCAACCAUGUAUUGCACUCAUGAGUAAAUAAAGCACGUUCCAAAGAGCUUAGUUUC